AUGCAAUUCAUUGAAGAAUAUGCUUCUAAUUUCGAAUCUAUCUAUAACAAGCAUGUGUAUUUGGAAGGGAAGCAACUGAAUCUAGAAAUAUGCAACCCUUGUUCUCAAGCACAGAAAGCAAAAUUCUCCCUCACAAGUGAGAUUCACUGGGCAGAUGGGUUUGUUAUUGUGUUUGACAUCAGUGAUAGGUCUUUGCUUGCUUUUGCAAGAGUUCUGAUCUACAGAACUCAGGAGUCACAAACUAGUCAUUGCAAAAGAGCUGUGGAAUUAGCUUUUGGUUGCCAACAAGCAAGAUCUCUGUCAUGUGUGAGAGAGGUUGGCUGGGAAGAAGGGCAAAAGCUGGCAUUGGACAUCCGGUGCCAAUUCUGUGAACUGACUGCCACAGAGCAGUCUCUUGAGGUAGAAAUGAUGUUUAUCAGAAUUAUCAAGGACAUCCUGGCAGGCUGUUCAAACUCAAAGGACAGAGAUGACCCAGUGGAUCUAAAUCAAUGACCAAAUUGAUCAAUAAUGUAUUUGGAAAGAGAAGGAUAUGUGUUUAGUAGACAUGUGAUCUUAGGAGAUUUAUUAUAUCAGAAAGCUUCGAACAUUAACAUGAUAAUUAAAGUAAUGAUUUAUAUGCAAUUACUGCAAAAAUAAUUCUCUUGCUGAUAUGAAAUGAUUGAGUAUGAACCACAGCUGUGUUUUUAAAUGCAUAGUUUGCCUUUU
Messenger RNA from Microcebus murinus (gray mouse lemur), 705 nucleotides. RefSeq names its product RERG like (gene RERGL). NCBI's taxonomy places the organism in Eukaryota, Metazoa, Chordata, Mammalia, Primates, Cheirogaleidae. Gene Ontology annotation, molecular function: GTP binding; GTPase activity. The record is from RefSeq and is a predicted model, not a curated record.